This is a messenger RNA of Rhodofomes roseus, 1047 nucleotides long. RefSeq names its product GroES-like protein. The record is from RefSeq and is a predicted model, not a curated record. NCBI's taxonomy places the organism in Eukaryota, Fungi, Basidiomycota, Agaricomycetes, Polyporales, Fomitopsidaceae. Gene Ontology annotation, biological process: alcohol metabolic process. The transcript is spliced from 5 exons. Bases 1 to 1047 code for a protein of 348 amino acids. Gene Ontology annotation, molecular function: zinc ion binding; alcohol dehydrogenase (NADP+) activity.
AUGCAAACUAUGGUCGAGUUCAAGGGAUACGCACUUACCAACACCAAUCGCGCGGAGUGGACCUCUCUCGAAGUAGUCCCAUUCAUACCAAAGAAGUUCGAGGAUGACGACGUCGAGCUCGCUAUCACCCACUGUGGUCUCUGCGGGUCGGACAUACACAUUGUCCGACAAGGAUGGGGCAGCCCGCCGUAUACACCGAUAAUCGUCGGGCACGAGAUCGUCGGGAUCGUGACGAAAGUUGGGCCGAAGGUGACGGAGUUCAAGCCUGGAGACCGGGCCGGCGUCGGCGGGAGGUAUUGCCCCGGCGCGACGACUACCGUUCUCGACCGUCAUCCGGACGGUUCGCCAUCGCAGGGAGGCUUUGCAACCGCUAUCCGGGCAAACGAACGCUUCGUUUUCGCGAUCCCUGAGGCGAUCGAGUCGAAGGAUGCGGCAUCCAUGUUGUGCGCAGGGCUGACAGUGUUCUCGCCGAUGCGGAGGAACAACGUUGGCCCAGGCACGAAGGUGGGUGUGGUUGGGAUAGGUGACCUUGGGCACUACGCGAUUUUGUUUGCGAAGGCGCUUGGUGCGGAGGUCUAUGCUUUCACGCAUAGCCCGAGCAAGCGUGACGACGCGAAGAAACUGGGUGCGGAUCAUAUCAUUGACAUAGGUAAUGAGACACCACGACUGAAGGACUUCCACAAGCCAUACACUGACACCCUGGACUUUAUCAUCGCGACCACGAGCAUUUACAGUCCAAACAGCUCGUUCUCGACGUACACAAGCAUGCUGACCGUCAACGGGAAGUUCAUCACCGUCAGUCUUCCUGACGCCGACAAGCCGAUGCCGCCCUUGCAUGCCGCCGACCUGGUCUUUAGCGGAGCAUACAUCGGAGGGUCGUUCGUCGGGAGUAAAAUCGAUUGCUACGCGAUGCUGAAGAUUGCGACUGAGAAGGGGAUAAAGCCUUGGGUGGAAGAGCUGCCGAUGCGCGAGUUGGCCACUGCACUUGAGAAAGCGCACAACGGAGACGCGAGGUACCGGUACGUGCUCACGCAGGAUGUCGUGUAG